Sinocyclocheilus grahami is the source of this 1188-nucleotide messenger RNA. RefSeq names its product angiopoietin-related protein 3-like. Gene Ontology annotation, biological process: phospholipid homeostasis; triglyceride homeostasis; phospholipid catabolic process. The transcript is spliced from 3 exons. The record is from RefSeq and is a predicted model, not a curated record. Bases 88 to 1038 code for a protein of 316 amino acids. Lineage: Eukaryota; Metazoa; Chordata; Actinopteri; Cypriniformes; Cyprinidae.
UUAACAGGAGGAGGCCCGUAAAAGAAGUUCAAAACUGUGGGCUUCUCAAUGUGAGCCCCAUAGCAGUCUUACUCUAAAGAAGCAGCCAUGAAACUGCUUGUGCUGUUGCUCCUUCUGGCAUCAACUCAUUCCUUCCCUACAGAACCCACCUUUCCUGAACAUCAGACAGAGAGCCGCUUACGCUUUGCUGCUCUGGAUGAAGUUCGGCUUUUGGCAAAUGGCCUUCUACAGCUGGGCCAUAGCCUGAGGGACUUUGUGCAGAAUACCAAGAGUCAAAUCAAAGAUAUUUUCCAAAAGCUCAAUAUCUUUGACAAAUCCUUCUACCAACUUUCUGUGCUGGCCAGUGAGAUCAAGGAGGAGGAGGAGGAACUGAAGAAGACCACCGUGAUCUUAAAGGCAAAUAAUGAGGAAAUAAAGAGUCUGUCACUGGAGAUCAACUCCAAAGUGGAAGAUAUCAUAAAAGAGAGGAAGCAUCUGAGGAGGCAGGUGGGAGGCUUGGAGGAGACGUUAAGCGGUCUGUCCCAGAGUUUGCUCUCAGCUGAGCAGGUGGUUGAAAUCUCCACGCUCAAGAGAGCUGGAUGUCUCAGAUGUCUGUGUUUUGUAGGUGAGUUCUGGCUGGGGCUAAAGAAGAUCUAUGCUGUUGCCCAUCAGGGACACUCGCUCCUGCAUGUCCAGAUUGAGGACUGGAGGAAGGAGAAGCAUUUUAUGCUUUAUCAGUAUAUCCUGGAGGACGCUGCCUUCAACUACACCAUCCAUCUGAAGCUGCAGACCGGUGAAUCCAGCUCUGCUCUGGAUCAACACAGUGGCUUCAGGUUCUCCACUAAAGACCACAACGAUGGAAACCGUGAUCUAAACUGUGCUCAAGACUACACAGGUGGGUGGUGGUUUAGCAUUUGCGGCGACAUUAACCUGAAUGGCAAGUGUAUUCAGAGCAGACCUCGUAAAAAGGGAACCCACUGGAAACCUGGCAAGGGAACCACCAGCUUCAAGGCCUCAAAAAUCUCCAUUAGUCAUCUCACAAAGCCACAAACCCCGUAAUAUCAACAGUAUGAGCAGAAGCACAUAUGAUUGCAUUCAUGCUGAACAAUUGCAUCUUGGUUUCACCGUUUCAUGGACAUGACAAAGUUCCCAUUGAUGAGUAUGAACCUAUCAGUAUGAUGCGGUAAAAAUGGGACAUUUACACUGUGA